Molecule: messenger RNA, 2036 nt
Organism: Portunus trituberculatus (swimming crab)
Lineage: Eukaryota; Metazoa; Arthropoda; Malacostraca; Decapoda; Portunidae
Exons: 14
Coding region: 86-1993 (635 amino acids)
Molecular function (GO): metal ion binding; RNA binding; protein binding
Source: RefSeq, a predicted model, not a curated record
AGUCACGUCACUUAUUGUCAGCGGAGGAGGGAAGCAAGAGAGAGGAGGAAUGAAAACACGUAUUAUGGUGUGAAAUAAGUGAAUAAUGGCGGGGAGUGCUGGUGGAACGGUGCAAAUAUCGGACAAGGAGGCGUUCACGGUGCUAAAUCUGCCGCUGGGGGUGGACAAAGAGGCAAUAACAAAACGCUUCAAGUCACUCUCCAUCAAACUAUCUGCGAGUCGUCUGCAGGAAGACAGAAAGCGACUGGAGAUGGUGGUGGCAGCAUAUCGGCAGCUCCUACCCCCAGUCCCCAAGGUCACAAACAGGCACAGGUCACGACACAAAGGGAAUUCGAAAAGUGUCAACGACGAUAUAGAUUCCGAUGGCGCUGGCUCGGAAAAUGACUGGAGAGUGCUGUGUCGGAACGGAGACCCGCGCACAAACCUCUCCCAGGGUGCAGUGGACUUAACAGCGGAGGAGAGGGAGAGGAGGAAGGUGGAGAGGAGGAGAGCCAGGAACAAGAAGAGGAAGGAGAAGAAGAAAUUGGAGAAGAUGGAGAAGAUUUUGACUUUGAAGAGGGAAGGUGACACAUCCUCCUCGGAAGAAGAAGAGGAAGAGGAGGAGGAGGAGGAUGAGGGGGAGGAGGAGGAGGGUGAGGAACAAGGAUUGGACCCCCACUCUGCCUUUGUGGCCCAUGUAGCAGCUCGAUGGGGGGGAGGGGGUCAGGGGGCCAGGCAGGGGGAACGUGGCCCCCGCCCUGCCCCGGCUGCUACCCCAAACCCCGCCCCACCCCGCCCCGACAGCCGGGAGAGGAUGGAGCAAGGAGAGAACGGGUCAAUAGCCACAGCAUGCCAGUUGGCCAAGCGGGGCAACGAGGCGGCCAACGUGGGUCAGUACGUGGCAGCCGUCAAGCUGUUCUCAGAUGCCAUUGCCCUCGACCAAACUGACCACCGUUUCCUUGGUAACCGUUCCUUCUGCUUCAACCAGCUCGGAUACCAUGACAGUGCCCUCCAGGACGCAGAGAGGGCCAUAACAUUAGCCCCCAACUGGGCAAAAGGACAUUUCCGCAGGGCAACAGCAUUAAGAGAUCUAGGGAGGCUAGUGGAGGCGGAGGCAGCGUUUGAAGAGGUGCUACGCUUGGACGACACCUGUACAGAGGCACACUUGGAGAUAAACAGAAUAAUGAUGGCCAGGAUCGUAGAGAUGGGAUUUUCCGAGACCCAGGCUGUGGAUGCUGUGGCCAAGUAUGCUGCUGUACAGCCUGCCCUAGAUGCCCUCCUAGCCGGCCAGUUCCAAGAAUCGACGGAAGAUGUUUUUUACUCCGAUGAAGAAGAAGAAUUUAAACCGAGGGGAAAUACAAACAGGGGGAAGACGAAAGAUUUUAAAAUGAACUUUAACGGAAACAGUCCGCAGAAUCCUGAAGGCCUGACCUCCCUCUGGAUUGGCAAUGUCCUUCCAGAGGUCACCGAGAAAAGCGUCUCCCAGCUGUUCUCUAAGUACGGCCAGGUGACCAGCGUGCGCCUCCUCCGGGAGAAAUACUGUGGCUUUGUAAAUUUCUCGGACAAGAUGGCGGCCGGCAGAGCGAUGGAGGAACUGCAGGGCCGAGAGUUUUGCGGACAGAAGCUUUUAAUUAAAUUUCCUGAUAACCCCAUUGUGCCUCACCCCGCCGCCGUCGCUGCCGCCGCCGCCGCUGCUGCUGCAGGGGGAGCAGCAGGAGGAGGAGGAGGAGGAGGAGGAGGUGGUGGUGGUGGUAGAAGACUGCGGCAACACAUCAAUGCAUUUGUUGCUAAAAACACCACCAACGGCACCACCACCACCACCAACGGCACCACCACCACCACCACCACCACCACCACCACCACCACCACCCUGGACAAGCUGAAGGGCCCUGUCAACGGUUCGGAGUGCUACUUCUGGCGGACAACUGGGUGUGCGUUUGGAUCGAAUUGCAAACACCAACACGUAUUGAAAAACCGUGGUGUUGACAGGCGGCCAUGGCAGAAGCAGCAGUGAUUUGGGGGGGGUGUAUCGGGGCUCAGACGGGGCGGGGCGGGGC